Rhincodon typus (whale shark) is the source of this 1077-nucleotide messenger RNA. RefSeq names its product galectin-3-binding protein. The record is from RefSeq and is a predicted model, not a curated record. Lineage: Eukaryota; Metazoa; Chordata; Chondrichthyes; Orectolobiformes; Rhincodontidae. The transcript has a single exon. The annotation marks the transcript as partial.
CUCAGGUAUUUUUACACCAAGAAAAUUGACAUCAAUCUGUCAUCAAUCAAGUGUAUUCAUAACCUGGCGUCCAAUUAUGGUGUUACUGCAAUUCGUGAUUACUGCGAUAAACUGUUUUAUAAACUACUGCCCCAGGAUCCUUCCUUCAAACACCAGCUCGAGCUGUAUAACUAUGCCGAGUCUGUGAAAGAUCCUCUGCUGAAAGAGAUUUGUAUGGAGUAUUUCGCUUGGAAUUGUGAAACAUUCAUUAGGUCUCCGAGCUGGUAUGAGGUGACUGGAGAUCAGCUGAACACUCUCCUGCUCAGGUCAGACAUUGUCAUCUGGAAUGAACUGACUUUGUUUAAAGCUGUUGAAACCUGGAUCAUUCACAAGAAGAAAACAGAGCUAACCCAUGAGCUCAUGGAUAAGAUACGCUUUCACAUGAUUGCUCCAGAAGACCUCUCCCGGAUUCAGCUACAGUCAAAACUGUAUGAAGAACAUGAUGGUUUCUUUCUCAAGAGAUUUCUGAAAGCAUUUGAGUUUCAUUCAGUAUCAGUUGAGCAGCUUAACAAAGAAAGGCAUUUCUCUGACCUCAGCUUGGAGCCCAGAAUUUAUAUAUCCUCCGAAUGGAGCGCUGUGUUAGACAUUGACCCAAUCAGCCACAUGCGCUCCUCAUCCUCCAUGUACUAUAACGGUUAUCAGUAUGUCCAUCAGGUCAGCUUCACUCAGCCAUCUUCACCAACCAUUACCUUCCAAACUGCCAGGUUCACCAGCGCCUUCUACAAUUCAGACACUGUAUCAUGGACUGCUCACUACCAUACAAGUUCUCAAAGCUGUAAAAGGAGCAAUGUGCGCUGUCCCUACAAUAUCUAUCCCAUUGCAACCUUAAACAUGAAGAAUCAGAACAAAGAGAGCUCUGUUCAGUACCAAAACAAAGUGCUCCUUCUUUGUAACAACAAUUAUGUAUCAUAUGUGCAUGACGUCAAGGAAGGCAAUGCUAUUCUCCCCUCCUUCAAAGGCCAAGGGCUCUUUUUCUUCGGCUGUGAAUCAGGUUAUUUCUCCACUCUCAAGUUUGCUAUCCGGCCAAUGUACAGGUGA